AUCCUUCUAAAAUUCUCUACUUUUAUUGGUUGCUAUUUCCCUCCAUGUCCUGCUCCCCCGCCCAAAAUCAACGACAAGGUUUCGAUUUAGGGCUUUGUUUCGAUCCAUCUUCCACUUGGCCUGUUUGGUUGCUUAUUGGAUUGUGUGGUGGCAAUUGAUUACUGUUGCAUUGCAAAAGGGUAGUUCUUGAGCCUAUACAGGAGCCCAGCCAUUAAAAGGUACCACCACAAAGUAUUCAAGGUUCUUGUACCAAACAAUGCGAGGUGCUAUAAUAAGCACUUUCUCUUUGGCAAAUGGUGGUAGCUGUGGAGCCGCUGCAGCUGCUUUAUCAAGAAGUGAUAUAAGGCUGCUGAAUAGGAGAUAUGUGUCUUCGCUGAGUGAGGGUCUGGACCUUUGGCGUCAAUAUGGCCUGAGAUUACAGUCAGCAAACUCAAGUAGGUCAAAGGGGUUGGGAAGGGUGAGGGCUACUUGGUUAUUUAGGGGAAAUGACAAAGGGAUGGAUGCGAACUUGGAGCGCAGUGAGACUGCUAAUGAAGACAUUUUGAUAUUCUUUUUCCAGUUGGACCUGGAGACUCGAAUACAAUAUGCCCUGAAUACAGAACAAUUUGACGUAGCACAGCAAUUAAGAGAGAAGUUGGCUGAGGUUGAAACACAAAUAAUCAAGCAACAGGAAGCUAGAAGAGGUUCAUCGUCCAAGAGUGAAGCUCAAGAUCAGGCUUUACAUAUUUUACGUCUCCGUGCAGACAUGCAAAAAGCUAUAGACAGUGAAAACUAUGGUGUGGCUGCUCAGUUGCGUGAUGAAAUUACUAAACUUGAGGCUGAGUCUUUGGCUGCUUCUGCUAAAGCUCUUGCUUAUGCAAAUGUGCAGUAUGCAUUUCGAUUGGGACAAAAAGUAAAACACAAAAUAUUUGGUUAUCGAGCAGUAAUUUGCGGCAUGGAUCCUGUAUGCUGUGAAUCAAGUUCAUGGAUGGAGGUUGCAAAUGUUGAUAAGUUGUCUCAAGGUCCUAAUCAGCCAUUUUAUCAGGUCUUGGUUGAUGUACACGCGGAUCCAAACUUGCUUGUUGCAUAUGUUCCUGAGGAGAAUCUGUUAGCUGGUGAAGAACCAGACAGAGAUAGGUUUGAUCACCCAUACCUUUCAUUUCUGUUUUAUGGAAUGGAUACUGCUGGAGAUUUCAUCCCGAUAAAGCAGCUUCGUGAAAAGUAUGGCAGGCCUCGCCAUGAAGUUCCUGCUGAACCCAACGACGACAGUGAUGAGAGUGCUUAGGAUGUUUCUGACACUGAAGACAGCCUUUAAGUUGAGGGAACAAGAGAAUUUGGAAUCAGAUGGAAACUGUAUAUAUUUCCCAUUUUUGUAUAUAUCAAUGCUUGAACUCUAAAUUUUUUAUGCAACUGAAUCAAAACCCGAAAAAUAUAAGUCUGUAUUGUUCCAGUUGUCUGAUUAA
Dioscorea cayenensis subsp. rotundata (Guinea yam) is the source of this 1442-nucleotide messenger RNA. Its product is annotated as clp protease adapter protein ClpF, chloroplastic. The transcript is spliced from 11 exons. NCBI's taxonomy places the organism in Eukaryota, Viridiplantae, Streptophyta, Magnoliopsida, Dioscoreales, Dioscoreaceae. The coding region runs from base 257 to 1264 and encodes 335 amino acids. Gene Ontology annotation, molecular function: DNA binding; protein binding. The record is from RefSeq and is a predicted model, not a curated record.